This is a messenger RNA of Rhopilema esculentum, 1502 nucleotides long. The record is from RefSeq and is a predicted model, not a curated record. NCBI's taxonomy places the organism in Eukaryota, Metazoa, Cnidaria, Scyphozoa, Rhizostomeae, Rhizostomatidae.
UUUAUUCAAUCAUUCGGGGCUAAAAAUUACGUGAGAAAAAAAAUGAUACAGCACGCACACGCUCUUUCGGUGAGCGUUAAGGUGUUUCAUUUAAGGUUAAUAUGCAUAUGAAAAGUCUUUCUUCAGACAGAUAUAUUGAGUAUUGAAGAAACCUUAAUCAAUCUUCUACUAAAGCUUUGCACUCCCUAGUGCACGCCCUUGUGCCAAACAGUACAGUUACCCGACCGCUUGAAUCCCCACGUGGUGUCUCGCCUCGUUUCUGUAAAACGUAGAUAUGUACGAUCGAUUCCCUAGGCCAGUUUGGAUGUUGCUUGAUUUCCAGCUAGAUUAGCAUAAAUUUAAAAGCACCAUUAGCGUGACUGUAAAGUUUGUGCAUCGACCUCAAGCAUAAACGUCAAUUAGUUAGCUCCUGCCACGCUGGUGGACCAUCUUUUGUUGUUGACGUUCUGUUGACGACCAAGAACGCACCAUGUCUUUGCAUGGUACGUUGUUGCAGUUGGUAUUUUGAACAUGGGAAAUUGAUUGGAAUCUCUACAGAUAUGAAGAGCAUUUUGGAUCUGCAAUGAGUAGGACUGACUCACUUCCCGUCACUGAACCACAUACACCAAAGACGCAUUUAUCUACAACUGAGAUCAAGACUAGCACCUUAGCAAAAACAGCAGCAACAACAACAACGGCAGUUUCUUUCAUAAACAGCACAAGCCUGUUUGGUGGUAAUGCAACGACUCCCAAUGCCACUGCUUUUGCUCAAUCAUUAAACACAACAGCAAACUUUACAAUAUCUGUAAACACAACAGCAGCAACAAAUAAUACAAUAGAGAACGUAACACAAAAUACAACAGCAACGACAAGUUCAAUGCCGCCAAAUUCUACCCUACCUUCGAGUACCAAAGAAAUUGUCAAAACGACAAAGCAAGCCACAACAAUAGCAACAACAACAACAACAGCAACAAAAGCACCAACAACAACAGCAACAGCAACAACAACAAAAGCAUUGUCUACCACUAAUCGACCAACCACUACUCAAUCGACUGAGACGAUGUCAACAACAGCAUUACCUGAAGCGACCAUAAAAGCAACAACAACAACUAAAGAAACAACAAAAGAAACGAUAUUGGAAACAACAAUCACUGCACCAACAUCAACUACGGCAAACCCAACAAGUUCAUCAUUGGGUCCUAAGGAAUGCAAAGAAACCAUUCAAGGAAGAGAGUAUCGUGGAUUACUUUCUAAAACAGUCACUGGGGUAGAUUGCCAAAGAUGGGAUCAACAAGUUCCGCACUAUCACUCGGUGAGUCCACAGGACUUCCCAAAUAGUGACCUCGAAAGCAACUACUGCAGGAACGCAGAUGGAGAGCCAUCCGGACCAUGGUGCUAUACGAUGAACCCUGAUAUACGCUGGGAGUACUGCAAUGUUCCAUUCUGCACUUAGCCCUACGCAUUACAGAGACAAAAAAACACUUCUUGAAACUUCUUGGGAAAAAUAUGAAAAUAAAAGGAAA